UAUAAAUAACGUGAAUAAUAUAUAAGGCGGACGGUGAAAAAUGUCGAAUUUGGAUCUCUCAAAAAUUUCUCUGCGGCCAUUCAAGCUAAGCGAUGUUGACGACUUUUUGCUAUGGGCUGGGGAUGAUCAAGUCACACAAAACUUAAGAUGGAAGACUUGUGGUUCAAGGGAAGAGGCUUUGGCCUUCAUAAGAGACGUGUGCAUACCUCAUCCGUGGCGACGCUCAAUCUGCCUUGACGACCGUUCCAUAGGCUUUGUUUCGGUGUAUCCGUGGUCAGGUGAUGAUAGAUGCAAGGCUGACAUAGGCUAUGCCGUGGCGGCAGAUUACUGGGGCCAAGGCAUAGCCACCAAAGCAGUGAAGAUGGCUGUACCUCAAGUGUUCAAUGACUUGUCUCAUUUGGUAAGGUUGCAGGCUUUCACUUCCCCUGAGAACAAGGCUUCUCAGAGAGUAGUGGAAAAGGCUGGGUUCCUUAAGGAGGGUCUGCUCAGAAAGUACAUUUAUUUUGAAGAGAACAUUAAGGAUUCGGUAGUGUUUAGUUUCUUGUCAACUGAUGAAUUUCCUCAUGAUGACUAGUGGAAAUAAUCUAAUAUGGUUUG
Arachis duranensis is the source of this 597-nucleotide messenger RNA. RefSeq lists its product as uncharacterized. Gene Ontology annotation, molecular function: acyltransferase activity, transferring groups other than amino-acyl groups. The record is from RefSeq and is a predicted model, not a curated record. NCBI's taxonomy places the organism in Eukaryota, Viridiplantae, Streptophyta, Magnoliopsida, Fabales, Fabaceae. The transcript has a single exon. Bases 41 to 574 code for a protein of 177 amino acids.